Molecule: messenger RNA, 495 nt
Organism: Ostertagia ostertagi
Lineage: Eukaryota; Metazoa; Nematoda; Chromadorea; Rhabditida; Trichostrongylidae
Source: the annotation of a GenBank genome assembly
AGCAAAGACAGCGAAACUUACGGAUGCGUGCAUUGUCUCAAGGAACGAAGAAGACGGGGAGAGCGAGUGGGAGGAGGAGGAUUCAUCAAAGUAGUAGGAAACGAGUUCUUGUCCGACCCUUGUAGAAUUGAUCAUGAAUGUACUCCUGGCAAAUAUACUGAAGAAAGAGGCAACCGACAUGUAUACAAGGAGAUGCAGAACAUUAGGCGCGAUCCUACGUGUGCUGGGAAGAAACCGGUUAAAGUCUAUCUCGAUAUGUUGGCAGAACCGUUUGAUGCUGACAAUGAAGAAAUGGAAGAUUCCAUAAGGGCUUCAAUUCGGCGCUCAGGAUAUCAGGCUCGCAGACGAGUCAUAUCAAGAAGCAUUGGUGUGUGGACAAACAGGUCAGUAACAAUGGAUGAAGUCCCUUGGGAAUUUCGUACUCUACGCGACGGCUCCAUUUUCCUCCAUCAUCAUGCGCCUGGACUUCACAUCUAUUUCUCCGUUGCAACAAUU